CAUACACAUAAACACUGUCAAAAUCCGGCCUUGUGAAAAAAAAACGAAUCUGAGUUCUUCCAUUUCUCCACCUCUCGAUGAUUAAUCUAAACCACAACCCUCUAGAUUCCUUUUGUUCCCUUUUUUAAUCUUUCCCUACGAAUUUUCACCAUUUCCACACAGAAUAAUAGCUACAGAACAAGUAUAUAUAGAUCACCACUCUCCUCUGCUUUUAUCUGGGUUUCAUUCUUGAUCAUCAAAAUCAUAAACAACAGCAAAUCAAAUCGGAAAAGGAAAAAAGUUUUGAUGGAAAUAUUGAAUCCGGCCCCCGAGUUAAGCUUGGAUUUCAAACCCACUUUUAUCCCUAAGACAAUCAGUCAAUUUUUGGGAGAAGUGGCUAGAAUCGGCAGCGUAUGUGAGAAGAUAUUGAAAGUUGAUGAUUUUGUUAGCAGAUUAGAGACGGAGAUUAGGAAAAUCGACGCGUUUAAACGCGAACUUCCUCUCUGUAUGCUUCUUAUGAAUGAUGCAAUUGUUACUUUAAAAGAGGAAUUGACUUUGUUCAAGAAAUCAGCAAACCCACCAACACUUGAAGAAUUUAUACCACUUAACAAUACCUGUGAUGAAGAUCCAAAACCUGAAACCGACAAUGGUGACAAGAAGAAUUGGUUGAGCUCUACACUGCUCUGGAACACAAAUGAUAACAAUCCAGACACAAAGCAAAACAAUAUUCCAAAACAAAAUCCAGUCCAACAAGUAAUCCAAAAGCGAGUUGAUGAAGAACAAGAUGGAAUAACUGAAAGUCCAUAUAAUGGGAAUUCUAGGAGAGAGUUCAUCCCAUUUAAGGGAUACUUUACAAGGAAUGAAGAUAAGGAGGAAUUACCAAUUCCUGGGCUUUCCCUUAUUACCCCUGGAAUCAAGAAUCCAAUGAGGGGAAAUGGUUUUGUAACAAAAACUAAUGCUAUUCAAUCAAAUGUAAAGAUUGGUACCUCUCAACCUCAGCCACCACAACAACAAACAUCUAGGAAACAAAGAAGAUGUUGGUCCACUGAGUUGCAUAGACGCUUUUUAAAUGCUCUUCAACUACUUGGAGGCUCAAAAGUUGCUACCCCCAAGCAAAUUCGUGAACUUAUGCGAGUGGAUGGUCUCACCAAUGAUGAAGUCAAGAGUCAUUUGCAAAAAUAUCGGCUUCAUACACGAAGACUUCCAUCCUCAAAUUUAUCUGCUGUUCCUUUGUGGACACAAGAUCAGUAUGUUGAAUCAUCAAAGUACAAAGAUUGUCAUCAAUCAGGUUCUCCUGAUGGACCCCUGAACUGCACCACCGCCGGAACUUCCACCACUGGCGGCACCUCCGCCGGUGACAGCAUGGAUGAUGUUGAAGAUGAGAAAUCUGAGAAUAAUUGCUGGAAAAGUCAUCUUCAUAUCUCUGGAAAAGAUAGUGUAUAAUUUUUUACAUAUCUUUAUAGAUAAAUAGUAUAUCGCGGCGAUUAAUUAAUGUUAAAAGAGCUUAUAAAAGUUUAAAAAGACAAAAAAAAAAAAAUUAUACAGAGAGUGAAAUUUUGCAGGUUAGGU
Messenger RNA from Lactuca virosa, 1548 nucleotides. The record is from the annotation of a GenBank genome assembly. Lineage: Eukaryota; Viridiplantae; Streptophyta; Magnoliopsida; Asterales; Asteraceae.